GAUUAGAGGCAGAGGAGGAAAAAAAAGCGAUGAGUUCGACAAAUAUAUGGAGCACAGGAAGCUCAGACUACUCGACUCCUGUAUUUUCACAGAAAAUGACGGUGUGGAUUCUGCUCCUGCUAUCGCUCUACCCCGGUCUCACUAGCCAAAAAUCUGAUGAUGACUAUGAAGAUUAUGCUUCUAACAAAACAUGGGUCUUGACUCCAAAAGUUCCUGAAGGUGAUGUCACUGUCAUCUUAAAUAAUCUCCUGGAAGGAUAUGACAAUAAACUUCGGCCUGAUAUAGGAGUGAAACCAACAUUAAUUCACACAGACAUGUACGUGAAUAGCAUCGGUCCAGUGAAUGCUAUCAAUAUGGAAUAUACAAUUGAUAUAUUUUUUGCACAAACAUGGUAUGACAGACGUCUGAAAUUUAACAGCACCAUUAAAGUCCUCCGAUUGAAUAGCAACAUGGUAGGGAAAAUCUGGAUUCCAGACACUUUCUUCAGAAACUCCAAAAAGGCUGAUGCACACUGGAUAACCACCCCUAAUAGGAUGCUGAGAAUUUGGAAUGAUGGUCGAGUGCUCUACACCUUAAGGCUGACAAUUGAUGCAGAGUGCCAAUUGCAGUUACACAAUUUUCCGAUGGAUGAACAUUCCUGCCCCUUGGAGUUCUCCAGCUAUGGCUAUCCACGUGAAGAAAUUGUCUACCAAUGGAAGCGUAGUUCUGUUGAAGUGGGUGACACAAGAUCUUGGAGGCUUUAUCAAUUUUCAUUUGUUGGACUAAGAAAUACCACUGAAGUAGUGAAGACGACUUCUGGAGAUUAUGUGGUCAUGUCUGUCUACUUUGACCUGAGCAGAAGGAUGGGAUACUUCACCAUCCAGACCUACAUCCCCUGCACACUCAUUGUUGUCCUAUCCUGGGUAUCUUUCUGGAUCAAUAAGGAUGCUGUUCCAGCCAGAACUUCUUUAGGUAUCACCACUGUCCUGACAAUGACCACCCUCAGCACCAUUGCCCGGAAGUCACUCCCCAAGGUCUCCUAUGUUACAGCAAUGGAUCUCUUUGUAUCUGUUUGCUUCAUCUUUGUCUUCUCUGCUUUGGUGGAAUAUGGCACCUUGCAUUAUUUUGUCAGCAACCGGAAACCAAGCAAGGAUAAAGACAAAAAGAAGAAAAACCCUGCCCCUACCAUUGAUAUUCGCCCAAGAUCAGCAACCAUUCAAAUGAACAAUGCCACUCACCUUCAAGAGAGAGAUGAAGAAUAUGGGUAUGAGUGUCUGGAUGGCAAGGACUGUGCCAGUUUCUUCUGCUGUUUUGAAGACUGUCGAACAGGAGCUUGGAGACAUGGGAGGAUACAUAUUCGUAUUGCCAAAAUGGACUCAUAUGCACGGAUCUUCUUCCCCACUGCAUUCUGCUUGUUCAAUCUGGUUUAUUGGGUUUCCUACCUUUACCUGUGAAAGAGGUAUGGGUUUUAUUGAUGUGGGUCUUAUUCACUAAAUCUCAUGGAGAGAAGAUGUCCUUUCUAAGUCCACUUAAAUAAUCCCCUGUGUGGUUUAUGGUACUUUUGAAUUUGUUUCUAUGUUCUAACCUGCUAAA
This is a messenger RNA of Neomonachus schauinslandi (Hawaiian monk seal), 1572 nucleotides long. It is a transcript of the gene GABRG2, whose product is annotated as gamma-aminobutyric acid type A receptor subunit gamma2. Gene Ontology annotation, biological process: chloride transport; signal transduction; synaptic transmission, GABAergic. Gene Ontology annotation, cellular component: neuron projection; dendrite membrane; synapse. NCBI's taxonomy places the organism in Eukaryota, Metazoa, Chordata, Mammalia, Carnivora, Phocidae. Gene Ontology annotation, molecular function: benzodiazepine receptor activity; inhibitory extracellular ligand-gated monoatomic ion channel activity; GABA-gated chloride ion channel activity. Bases 30 to 1433 code for a protein of 467 amino acids. The record is from RefSeq and is a predicted model, not a curated record. The transcript is spliced from 9 exons.